AUGGUAAUCGGCAGUGACCUAAUCCCCCGAAUUCUCCUACAAGGGCUGCAACAAAACAUAAGCAGAAGUCUCAUAGCGCAGAACACGAUAUUUGGAUGGAUUCUGAGCGGCCCAAUCCAGGAGAGGAUCUCCACCUUUACCACCCAGGUAACCGAACCCCAGGAGGAAUCGUUGAACUCACUGCUGAAGAAGUUUUGGGAACAGGAGGAAGUAGCUGUCACGCAACCCCGCUCAAGUGAAGAGGACUUCUGUGAGGACCUGUAUCGACGCACAACAAUCCGGCAGACAGACGGACGAUACAUGGUGAAACUACCCAUCAAACCUGAAUUCCCAGACAUCAUGCCUCUAGGACACUCUCGACUAGCAGCGCAGCAGCAGUACAUCAGCAUCGAAAGGACUCUGGAGAAAAAACCUGACCUCUGCAAAAGGUACUCAGAAGUUCUGGAAGAAUACAUCACCAUGGACCACAUGGAGCCCACCUCAUCCCAAGAAGUCAUCAAUGGCGGUAAAUACUUCUCCUUUUAUUUACCCACGCUGUCAUAAAACCAGACAGCAAAACAACAAAAGUACGCGUAGUCUUCAA
Molecule: messenger RNA, 583 nt
Organism: Rhagoletis zephyria (snowberry fruit fly)
Lineage: Eukaryota; Metazoa; Arthropoda; Insecta; Diptera; Tephritidae
Source: RefSeq, a predicted model, not a curated record